Menidia menidia (Atlantic silverside) is the source of this 1221-nucleotide messenger RNA. The record is from the annotation of a GenBank genome assembly. Lineage: Eukaryota; Metazoa; Chordata; Actinopteri; Atheriniformes; Atherinopsidae.
CUGACCAAACGGGGACUCCAGUUGUCUGAAAAUAGACAGUACCUGCCGAGGCAACCACUUGUUCCUCGCGGCCCAGCCGGAGAUGCGUGGAAGAUGUCGGUGACGGGGCUGAAGGCCGAACUGAAGUUUUUGGAGUCCAUUUUUGAUCCAAACCACGAAAGGUUCAGGAUAAUUGAUUGGAAGCCCGACGAGUUGAGCUGCCAGUUUAACGUUACUGGGGAAAAGCUGCUAAUUAUCCACUGUAAUAUAACGGAGUCUUAUCCAUCUACGCCACCGAUAUGGUUUGUGGACUCCGAUGACCCAAGCUUAGCGCAAGUUUUGGAGAGGUUGGAGGAUGUCCGCAAAGGAAGCACUCUGCUUUUGCAGCAGCUGAAAAAACUCAUUUGUGACCUUUGUCGGCUGUACAACCUUCCACAACAUCCUGACGUGGAGAUGCUUGACCAGCCCCUGCCUGCAGGUCCUGUUGGACAGGACCGAAAGCAUGGAACAGAGGAGGUCACGUCCGAAGAGGAGGAAGAAGAGGAAAUGGGAGAGGACAUCGAAGACCUGGACCACUACGAAAUGAAAGAGGAGGAGCCCGUUGAUGGGAAGAAAUCUGAGGACGAUGGCAUCGAGAAAGAGAAUCUGGCAAUCCUGGAGAAGAUCCGAAAGAACCAGAGACAAGACCACUUGAAUGCAAGUGGAGCUGUGUCUGGUUCAGUGCAAGCCUCUGACCGCCUGAUGAAGGAGCUGAGAGAGAUCUAUAGGUCUCAGAGCUACAAGACAGGCAUCUACUCAGUGGAGCUGGUUAAUGAUAGCCUGUACGAGUGGCACGUCAAACUGAGGACGGUGGAUCCGGAUAGCCCUUUACACAGUGAUUUACAGGUCUUAAAGGAAAAGGAAGGAAUGGAUUACAUCUUACUAAAUUUCUCAUAUAAAGAUAAUUUCCCCUUUGAUCCACCAUUCGUCCGGGUUGUUUCACCGGUGCUUUCUGGAGGUUAUGUUCUUGGAGGGGGCGCCCUGUGCAUGGAACUUCUCACCAAGCAGGGUUGGAGCAGUGCCUAUUCCAUUGAGUCUGUCAUCAUGCAGAUCAAUGCCACUUUAGUCAAAGGAAAAGCCCGAGUGCAGUUUGGAGCCAAUAAAAACCAGUACAAUCUUGCCAGAGCACAGCAGUCCUACAAAUCCCUGGUUCAGAUCCAUGAAAAGAACGGCUGGUACACACCCCCUAAGGAGGACGGCUAG